AUGGUGAUAGAGUGGCAAUGGGUGGAGGGUGGUGUUGGUGUUCGUGUUGGUAUUGGUGUUGGUGCUGGUGCUGGUGGUGUUGGUGGUGGUGUUGGUGCUGGUUGUGGCGGUGGUGUUGGUGGUGGUGGUGCCCCACCGAUAUAUCACCAGCAUGAGGAGGCAACAGGUAUGCCCCUAGACGAGAGUUCAUACCGUAUCUACAGAUGGUCAAUCUCGCGAGGCUCAACAACUACUGGUUUAGGUUGGAUGAGCCACUGGUUAGUGCAUUUGUCGAGCGUUGGCAUUCUAAGACGCAUACCUUCCACAUUCCACGGUGGAGAUGAUAGCGGCCGAGAUGAGGAUGAUGGUGGAGCUGGUUGUGGUAGUAGAGGUGGAGAUGAUAAUGGUGGUGGUGUUGGAGGUGGAGGUGCUGAUGGAGGUGGAGAUGGUGGAGGUAUAUAUGGAGGUGGCGAAGGUGAGGGUGGUUUUCAAGGUGGUGCUUUAGGGUUAAGGGAUGGUGGAGGGUUUGGAGGUGACAUGGGAUUUGGUGAUUAUUUUGUUGGUGUUCUUAGCAGUGAUAUGGCCCUUCAUGAGAGUCAAAAAUUCAUGAGCCCAGGUGAGCUCCUUUCGGAUUUGCUAGACAGUGAUGGCCUCGACCGGCCUUUGGACAAGACAUUUGCAUUGGGUGGUACUCCUCCAUCGGCAGUUGUAGCAGCAACCCCCGAGCGUGUUGGUCCUUCUAGGCCACCCGGACCGACUGGAGACGAGGAUGAGGUACCUCUCGCUUAG
Molecule: messenger RNA, 768 nt
Organism: Arachis ipaensis
Lineage: Eukaryota; Viridiplantae; Streptophyta; Magnoliopsida; Fabales; Fabaceae
Source: RefSeq, a predicted model, not a curated record